AUGACACAAGUAAUAAAUGUAUCCACAAAUAUCUCAAAUUCAUUAUUAUUAAAGAGUAGUGAAUUAUCCUUGAAAUUACAACAAUCUUAUUCUAAUGCAAUUGAAGAAAUUGCACAUCAAAUGAAUGUGGAAUUUAUCAAUUUCAACGGAUUUGUCGAUGUUAACGAAAUAAAAAGUGAUUUAUAUGGUGAUAAUGUGAGAGAGGCCAUUUGGAAAGAAAAAUCAUGUCCCGUUUUCUUAAAAUCCGUCCCCGGAUAUAGUAUUGAAGACCAUCAUAGGAAAUUUAUUGAAGAGAUUCGACGUGCUUUACUGAAUCAAACCUGUGAAAAUAUAAUACAAUUACUCGGAGUAACUGAAGAUCCAUCAGAUAAAAGUGCCAUACUUGUAAUACAAUAUCCUAAAGAUGGUACUCUAAGAGAAUAUUUGGCGCAGUACCCAGAUUUAGAAUGGUUCAAGAAGUUGAAUUUAGCAAAAGACAUCGCACAAGGAAUAAGACAUUUACAUCGAUCAGGAUUUGUUCAUGGAGAUUUGCAUGCACAAAGUGUUUUUAUUGACGACGGCAAAGCUGUUAUAAGGGACCCGGGAUUAUUCGGUUUUGAAGAUGACGAAACAUCAUCAUCAUCAACAUUAAAUAGCGCAAUCCUUUCCACGAUACCAUACGUUGACCCACAAGUUAUGGGAGAUAUGAAACAUAAACCUGACCAACGCUCAGAUAUUUAUAGCUUAGGUGUAAUCAUGUGGGAGAUAUCAAGUUGUAAACCACCAUUUGGCAAAUCUGGAAGCCAGGUUAUACUUACGAUGGCCAUAAUGGUCAGAAAAACCCAUGGUUUCUUAUACGAUGAUCCCGUUAUCGUUGGAAAAUCUUUAACGAAUAGUUUGGUUAUUGCUGAUAUAAGAGCUUCAUCUGAGGAAUCAAGGAAAUCUCAUGAUUACCUAAAUCCAUCAUCUUCACAAAAUUCACAAAAAGAUUCAACGGUCGAAAAAGAAAAACCAUUAUCAAUACAACUUCCGAAACGCUUGCUCGAAUGGACAAAGAAUUCGAAGAGCUCAAAAAACAAAAAGGAUUUAAGAAAUUUAAAUCAAAAAUCUCAAAAAUAUUUAAGAAGAUGUCGUGUUUUUCCUAAAGAGAUCAUAGAAAUUGGGAAAAACGUUCCAUUAUUGCAAACGGCUUCUGCAAUUGUGGAAAAAAUUCAAGAGCAAGUCGAACUUCAAAUAGAAAAUGAAGAAAUUCGGGAAGAUAUUAAGGACAAAGUCUGCAAAGCGCAAGAACAACUGAACAGUCAUAAACUUGAUGAAGGAAAAUAUAAUCGAGCAUACAAGCAUUACAUUGAAGUUUUAAAACAUAUUGAUCUGUAUAUUAAAGACAUGGGGAAUAACGAAGAUCCGGAGAAUAAAAAGAAAAUUCGAAAAAAGCUCCUUUCUUUUGUAAAAGCUUCUUACAUGAAUGAAGUUUACAAGGAACUUAUAAAGAAACUUGAUGAUGCAAUGAAAGAAUUUCAUUUUGAAAUGAACAUAGAAAUGUGCAGUAUUGUAGGUAAUUUAAGCGAUAAAGUGGAUGCUUUGGUGAGCUUGAAUUACUUAAAUAGAGGGUUUGAUUUUAACCCCAACGAUAUUAUACUUCGUGACACUGACAUUGAGAAACCUGAUAACAAUGACAAGGUUGUUCGAGGUAAAAGUGACCGAGUUCAAAAAAAAUACUAUAAUGGGGAAGCAGUUGCUAUAAUAAAAGUCAAAUUUCCACAAGAUCAAAAUGAAGUAGACAAGAUUAAUAGAGCAGCUUUUUAUCAUUUGAAGCUUAGUGCGUGUAAUUCGAUUCUCAGAUUCAAAGGAACGUGUGCUUCAAGCGGAAAUUUGCAUAUCGUAGUCGAAUGGGCUGAAUACGGGUACCUUGAACUGUAUCUUCAAGAAGAUAUUGAAAUUCCUUGGUCUGAACGCAUUAAAUUUUCAACGCAAAUUGCUUCCGCAAUUCAAUUCUGUCAUAAUAGUCAAAUACUACAUCAUAAUCUUCGUAGUUUAAAUGUCUUAAUUGAUAAAGAUAAGAAUGCUAAGCUCACGGGAUUUGAGCAAGCCAAGUUUUCUUUCGAAGGGACUCGACCUUUAUCGAAUCAAGACGGAAUGCGUUUUUCAGUAUUGCUUUGGGAAAUCGCUUCAAGAAAAAAACCGUUUGAGAAUAUUCUAACCGAAGAUUUAUUAGCAAAGUUACCGGAACAAUUGCAAGCUGAUAAAGGUCCAGGUGAAAUUGGCAAAGAUACUCCUCCAAAGUUUAAAAGUAUAAUCGAUAGUUGUGGCUCCUUAGAGCAAGAAGAUCGACUCGAUAUUAAACAAGUUUCUAAAGAACUUAACACUCUAUAUCUCAGCAACUUUAUGAGAGACAAUAAAUAG
Funneliformis geosporum is the source of this 2382-nucleotide messenger RNA. Lineage: Eukaryota; Fungi; Glomeromycota; Glomeromycetes; Glomerales; Glomeraceae. The record is from the annotation of a GenBank genome assembly.